AUGGCCCACAAUUUCUGUUGGUAUCGGAUCAUCGAGUCCGAGCGAAAACUGCAGCAGCUCGGCCGGGUGGUCGAGGCCUUAAAACCUACCAUCCAAUCCUUCCUGAAACAUAAGCGGGUGGGCUUUAGUGUGCCCGGCGUAGUCGCUACGUCUACGUUCGCCUACGACAAGAUUGUCAAAGAAAUCGCUAAAGGCGAUAAGGCCCCUUAUAGCUGGAGACAACUAGCCGAUGUCAGCGUUACGGAACCCCUAUCCCUCGAGGACCCCUACUUCGCUAAAUUCGUGGGCCCGACUAAGAAGAAUAAGAGCAUCUUCCCUAAGGCCGUCUACGUGGCCCAGACAUAUAAGAUCAUCAAGAAAUGCCGCGGCCUCUUCAAGGAGUCCUUUGAUAAGGCGAAGCCCGGAUAG
Fonsecaea pedrosoi CBS 271.37 is the source of this 408-nucleotide messenger RNA. RefSeq lists its product as uncharacterized. The record is from RefSeq and is a predicted model, not a curated record. The transcript is spliced from 2 exons. The coding region runs from base 1 to 408 and encodes 135 amino acids. Lineage: Eukaryota; Fungi; Ascomycota; Eurotiomycetes; Chaetothyriales; Herpotrichiellaceae.